Messenger RNA from Aspergillus pseudonomiae, 1117 nucleotides. Its product is annotated as emp24/gp25L/p24 family protein. Gene Ontology annotation, biological process: intracellular protein transport; protein retention in ER lumen; Golgi organization. The record is from RefSeq and is a predicted model, not a curated record. NCBI's taxonomy places the organism in Eukaryota, Fungi, Ascomycota, Eurotiomycetes, Eurotiales, Aspergillaceae. The transcript is spliced from 4 exons. Bases 67 to 696 code for a protein of 209 amino acids. Gene Ontology annotation, cellular component: COPII-coated ER to Golgi transport vesicle; endoplasmic reticulum-Golgi intermediate compartment; endoplasmic reticulum.
GCUAAAUCAAGAACACCCCUGGAGAGAAUCCCAGCUUGAGCUCCUGGCUCUCCAAUACUUUUCACAAUGCGUUUCGCUCUGAUCAUCGGCCUUCUUGCCACUAUCGUGUCGACAGUGACAGCAACCGCCCUCACUUACAAACUCGAAGCCAACGAGAAAGCUUGUUUCUACAACUAUGUUGACCAGAGGAACGCGAAGGUCGCCUUCUACUUCGCUGUCCAAUCUGGCGGCUCUUUCGAUGUGGAUUACCAGGUGGUCGGCCCCGGUGAGAAGGUGGUCUUAGAUGGAACCAAAGAAAGACAAGGCGACUUCGUUUUCACGGCACAGAGCAUCGGAGAAUACAGAUUCUGCUUCAACAAUGAGAUGUCGACCUUCGCCGAGAAGCUGGUGGAUUUUGAGAUUGCGGUCGAAAACGAAGAACGUGCGCAACUCCCUUCCCGACAGGGUGCCAGCCCCGAGCAAGCCUCCGCUCUCGAGGAGUCCGUCUACAAGCUUUCCGCCCAGCUUUCGACCAUUUCUCGAAACCAGAAAUACUUCCGGACCCGUGAGAACCGUAACUUCAGCACUGUUCGUAGCACUGAACGUCGGAUUUUCAACUUUAGCGUCAUUGAGGGCUUGAUGAUGGUGUCGAUGGCUGGAUUGCAGGUCUUUGUUGUCCGGUUCUUCUUCCAGGGUGCUAGGAAGGGUUAUGUGUGAUGAGCAUGAAAUGUGUCUAUGUUCUUUGAUUGAGGCGUCCCCUAUUGUAUCUACAUCUGAUUAUAGGGUCUAGAAUCUUUGCAUAUCUGUAUAACUUGUUUUAUUUUCCGUUGAAAACGGUGGAUUCAAACAUCAAUGUACUAUGGUCUGAUUGUAGUUAGUUUGUGUUGAUUGAUGAACCGAUUCGCUUACUAGACGCUUGUAGUCGCGGUGGAGAUAGCCCAGCCUAGGAACCGGUUGGUUACUCACUCAUAAUACGGUAUGAGAGACUUAAUUGCUCUUGAUAGACCAACUUUUGACUUCAGGGUCCACGCAACAGAGAGACUGGUCAAUGCUCUUGGGCUUGAGCUCUUGGUCUGGUGUCUUCAUGGAGUGGGUAGUUUGGACAGCAUCUUCUGAAAAAUAACUUGCAUAUCUAGAC